Messenger RNA from Phoenix dactylifera (date palm), 1324 nucleotides. RefSeq lists its product as uncharacterized. Lineage: Eukaryota; Viridiplantae; Streptophyta; Magnoliopsida; Arecales; Arecaceae. The record is from RefSeq and is a predicted model, not a curated record. Gene Ontology annotation, molecular function: magnesium ion binding; holo-[acyl-carrier-protein] synthase activity. Gene Ontology annotation, cellular component: cytosol.
AGAAGGGGUUGGAAUUAGGAGAGGAGGAAGGGAGGGAGGGAGAUCGGAAGUGAGUGCAUGUCUUGGUUGCUCCGCAGGAAUAUGUUACCGCUGCACUCGAAUAGCCUUGCUCGUCGUCCGCUCGCGUCUCCGCCGCCUCUGCUGCCUGCGCCGCUCCCAUCUCCGAGGGAAACACAUCUCUGGUAUGUGGUACCUGAUCAGUUGAAGGAUGCUUCCCUUCUGAACCAGUAUAUGGAUCUCCUUUCUCCGUGCGAAAGACAAAGCGUUUUACGUAUGAACGGAGAGAGGCUUCAGAAAGGUGCCCUACUAGCGCGAGCCUUGGUGCGCACCACUCUUGCAAGAUAUACAGAUUGUAGAGUGAGUCCAAAAUCAUUCAAAUUCAGGAAGAAUAGAUUUGGGAAGCCUGAGGUAGAGUGGAAUAAAUAUGAUCUUUGGGCCCCACCACCCUUGCAAUUCAAUAUUUCACAUACAUCUACCAUGAUUGCCUGCGGUGUAGCUUUGGAUCUGCCAAUUGGCGUUGAUAUCGAAGAAAAACAACGGAAGACGAGAAAUAAUAUCCUGUCUCUUGCUCGCCGUUAUUUUUCUCCUGUUGAAGUUGCAUACCUGAGAACUUUAGCAGAUCUUGAGAGUCAGCGACAUGAGUUCAUUAGAUUGUGGACCCUUAAAGAGGCAUAUGUCAAGGCUCUUGGAAGGGGGUUUUCAGGAGCACCUUUCAAGGAUUUCACAAUUCGGUUGGAAGCAAGCAACAGCAAGCAAGUUACUGGGGAAUCAAAAUCUGAUGCAUCCAGAAUAGUUGUGGAAGCUGUUGAUCAUCCCGGAAUCCUCAUGAACAGAUGGCACUUUGCCCUCUUUGAACUUAAUAAUUCUCAUUAUGCAGCAGUUUGCAUGGAGAGGGAUGUAAAAGAUCCAGCAGAUAGAGAGAACAACUCUCUGAAAUUGGAAGUAUGGAGAACGCUUCCCUUCGUAGAAGAUGAAUGUGUUACAGAAACGGCUGCAGUCAAAAAUAUUAUUAGAUGAAUGAAUGUGUUACAGAAAUGGAUGCAGUCAAAAAUAUUAUGAGAUGACCUUGGGCUCUGGAUCAAGCUGCUGCAAGAACUGGAAAAGAAAAUGAUUGCUCCAUAGAUUUUGCAUUAACUCAAGGGGAUGCCUAUUGUCUAACAGCAUUUUUCCUUGGCAACUCUCUCACAGCGUCCGGUAUGUAGACUAAACAAAGAGAGAAGAGGUGCCUAAGUUGUGAACAUCAUUAUUGUCUCAUUAACUAAUACAGGUGUACAUUUUCAAAUUGGUUUAAUUGAUUAACAAUGAGAUAUCUUUUCGAGCAUUA